AUGUCGACGAUGUCUGUCAGGCUGUCGUCCGAAGGCGGCUUCGCGCCGAUGCACGACGAUAACGUCGCGCCGUCUUCCGCCGGCAAGAAGAAGAACAAGAUGCCCCGCGCGGACCGCCCCGGCGCGGACAGCCGCGAGGACGACGCCGGGAUGCGCGUAUCGGUCACCUGGGAGCGGGUGAACCCCGACGCGCGCGCGCCCAUGAGCGACAUCGACAACGUGAACCUCCCGGCGGUCACCCCAGCGUCCCCCGCCAAGCUCCCGCCGCUCCGCGACGCACCCGCGCCGCCGCCUCCCGUCGCCGUCGCCGCCUCCGUCGCGCGUGCCUCCGCGAUGGACCUGGACGAAACGCCCGUGACCGGCGCGCCCGACAAGGACUUCGAGACCCUCCUGCGCGAGCAGCUCGCCAAGGAGGAAAGGGGAGGCGUCGGCGGUGGAUCCAAGCACGCGAAGACCCCGCCGGGAGCCACCCCACGGUCGGCGUCCGCGCGCAAGUUCCUGCGGAAGGGCGCGAGGAUGGAGAGAACGACGCCCCCAGCCGCCAAGCACGGAUCAGCCGCCGCCAAGCACGGAUCCAAGCCCCGCGCCGCGUUGGGAUCCAAGGCCACCUCCAAGCCCUCACGAAGGACCGGCACAUCCUCGUACGCGUUCGACGACUCGGAGCCCGUCGACGUCGAGACCGAACCCGCGCCCGCCGAGCGAGGGGACGCGAGCGACGGGCAUCCGAUGUCGCGCGAGGAGAACGAAGCCGCCGAGCUGGCGGAGUUCGAGGCGCUGGAGCGCGAGCUCGCCGUGGACCCCGGGCCGGCUCGAGCGACGUCCUCGUUCGUGCCGGCGGCGCAGAAGGCGGCGGGCGGCAAGAAGUCCGCGGUGCGAGUCGCGGCGGCGCGCGCGUCCACCUCCGCGGGUGGCUUCAAAAAAGUCUCCGCCGCUUCGACGCCGCCCGACGUCGACGACGACGCGUCGGACGAGUCGGACGGCUUCGCGGUGGAGGACCACUUCGGCGGCGCGUCGCGGAGGACCGCCGCUUCGAUGAGGACCGCCGCUUCGGCGCCGCCCGUCGCGUUCGACGACGACGAGGAGUUUAGCGAGGAUGAGGAAACCGCCGUUCCAAUUGGCGAGAGUUCGUACGCGAAUUACCCGGAGGAUGACCACUUCCGAAGGGCCGACGACGACGACCGCGUUAAACCGCGCGUUUCCAAGACGGACCACGCGGCCGCCACCUCGGACGCGCUCGCCUCGUCCAAACCAGGCGACGGCGCUCCCGCGCUGAUCCAGUCGCUGUUUUACGGGAACGAGAGGCGUCCGGGAAGCCGCGUCGGGUCCAGGGUGACGACGCAUACGACGGAUGCGGCUAAUGCGGGUAAAAAGACGGCGCCCGCCAAGUCGAGGGACGCGGAAGGGGCCAUGGCCAAGGCCGAGGCCGCCAUGGCCGACGCGACCGAGGCUAAGGCUGCCGCGGACGACGCCGCCGCCAGGGUUCGGCGCGAGCGCGACAGGCUGGAGCGCGAUAAGAGCUCGUUCGCGCAGGAGAAGCGCGCCGCCGCGCGAGAGCGACAGACGUGGGAGAAGCAACGAGCCGACGCGAACGCCGCGAUGGCGCAGGAGCGCGAGGAGAUCAAGGCGGACGCCGAAAGGCUCAGGCGGGACAGGCAGAGGCUGGAGCGCGACUCCAAGCGGGUCCUGUCCGCGCUUCCGACGAAGAAGGAGCGAACAGAGAUUGAGGACCUCCGCGAGAAGCUCGCCAGGGCGCGGGAAGACCAACGCGCGAAGGACACCAAGCAGCGGCACACCGUGGACAGGCUCCGCGCGCAGAUUGUGGACUUGCAGACGGAGGUUGCGGAGCUCAAAGGGGAGAAGCGCCGGCUCGAGCAGCAGAUCCUGGACGGCGGUAAGGAGGCCAAGUAUGGCCAAGUCGAGGAGGAGGAGGAGGAGGAGGAGGAAGCGGAGUUCGAGCGGAAACGACGGGAACUGCGCGAGAGGGAGGCUGAGGAAGAGGAACGCGCCGAGCGCCGACGCGAGCGCGAGCAGAAGAUGCGCGAGGACCGCGAGCGCGAGCUCGAGCUGGACCGCGAGCGCGAGCUACGCGAGCGCCGCAAAGCCGAGAAGGCGGAGAAGGAGAAGGCGGAGGCGGAGGCGAGGAGGGCCGAGAAGGCCGCCGAGAAGGCCGCCGCGUCCGCAUCCGCGGGCGGCGUCACCGCCGCCGAGGCUGCCGCCGCGUGCGGGCUCCCCUCGGUUCACGACCCCGCGCCGCGCGUGGGUCCCCCGCCUUCAUCCGAUCAUCAUCGGGGCGGCGCCGACGAGAUUGCGCACGACGACGGCCGCGUGGAGCGCGUCCUGCCCGGGGGCCGACGCGUCGUGCACUUCGCCAACGGAACCCUCAAGGACAUAUCUCCGUCCGCGAACGGCCCCAUCUCCACGGUGUACUUCACCAACGGGGACGUCAAGCGGACGCAUCCCGGGGGGAGGGUGGAGUACUUUUACCGGGAGGUUGACACGUGGCACACCACGCACCCGGGCGGGAUCGAGGUGUACCACUUCCCGUCGGGUCAGACGGAGGCGCACGGGCCGGACGGGUACAAGGAGAUCCUGUUCCCGGACGGGCUGCUCAGGAAGGUUCAUGCCGACGGGCGGGAGGAGGACGAGGUGCUCAACUGAGGACCAUUCCCGGUCCGGUUGGCGAUUUUAUUAUCCAUAAGAGUUAGACUUGUGAAAAAAGCAACAGGAGGUGAAU
This is a messenger RNA of Micromonas commoda, 2734 nucleotides long. RefSeq lists its product with no specific name. Gene Ontology annotation, cellular component: centriole; centrosome; nucleus. Gene Ontology annotation, biological process: cilium assembly; centriole elongation. The transcript is spliced from 2 exons. Gene Ontology annotation, molecular function: tubulin binding. NCBI's taxonomy places the organism in Eukaryota, Viridiplantae, Chlorophyta, Mamiellophyceae, Mamiellales, Mamiellaceae. The record is from RefSeq and is a predicted model, not a curated record. The coding region runs from base 1 to 2658 and encodes 885 amino acids.